This is a messenger RNA of Drosophila navojoa, 417 nucleotides long. RefSeq lists its product as uncharacterized. NCBI's taxonomy places the organism in Eukaryota, Metazoa, Arthropoda, Insecta, Diptera, Drosophilidae. The record is from RefSeq and is a predicted model, not a curated record.
AUCUAGCCUUCUUAACGUAGUCGCUUUGUGGAAUCCAAACUAUAAACACAUAGGUUAAAAUGGAAAGUCCACUAGCAUUUAUGCAGUUAGAAACAAGCUGCGUUAUACUGUUCAUACUCGGGCUUACCAUAAUUCAGUAUCUUUUCAAUUGUUGGCCAGUUGAGGAUAAUGGAUUGAUCACUCAUACGCCAAUUUUGGUUGCCAUUGCCUCUUAUAACACAAAGUACUAUUCGAUCGAAAGAUCAUCCAGCUGGACCGAUGCAGACCACGAUGUGAGCUAUGGUCAAGUAUCUCGGACUCCUAUUCACCACAUACGUGGCUUGAAGUAUCUAAACUUGGAGCAACGUGCUCUGAUUAUGUCAGGUGUCCGGCGACGACUUGAUAAACAGUUCUAAACUAACUAAUUUUAAUGCUUUA